AUGACAGAGGCUGAACGAACACGUUAUGUGGAAACCGUACGACGGGUCUCAACGGAAAGUGCGUAUCGCCAGGAGUAUCGUCGUAUAAUAAAUAUGCAUCAGAGGCUUUUCAGUACAGGAAUUUAUCAGAAAGACCAAUUUCUACCAUGGCAUCGAUGGUAAUUGACUCACAAUGCAACUUUUCCCUUAACAUUUAUUUUUUACCCAGAUCAUUAACCUGUAUAUUCCAAACACAGUUGCCAUUCCGUCGAGUGUCAAUACUGUCUACAGGCGGCAGGAUAAACAGUCGUUUUUAUUUUUUCUGAAAUGUUUCAAGUCAGCACAACCUGCCACCGUGUGCAAGAAAAAAAAGGUUCCUUUUACACCACUGGGGGAAAAGAAAAUCUUGAGGGAGAAGUCAAGUGCUCACUUGUUCGUCCUGAGCAAUCGAAGCUAACAUUUAGAGGGAAAAAAGUCAUAGAAGAUAAUCUGACCUUGAUUAUGUGAUGAUUACCAUCUUCUCAUGCUUGUGAUCUAUCAUUUAAGAGAAUCUUCCAUUAUUCCUUGGUUGAUCUCAGGAGCUCGCUUGUGUCUCAAGAUGUACUGGCCUGAAGCCACAUCUUAAAAUCAAAAUAUUGUCAUUUGCCCAGCUUUAGUCAGUCUAUGGCUAUGUUCUCACUAACCGUUUGCACCGCGACGAAUACCAUGAAAACCUGCUAGGACUUCUGCACACACAGGAACAGUGAUUUCUGUAACGGAGCAUGAAUGUGUCGCGCCCUCGCCGAUCUGGCUAUAAAGUGAAGAGUCACAUAUCAGAUAGGUGUUCAUGGUAGUACUAUAGCUAAUAGGGCUUUUCGUGUUGAAAAGUAAGCGGGUGAAGUGUGAACACAGCCUAUAAUAUGUAUGGAAUGCAAACAUAGCGAACAUAAAACAACUUUUGCCGCCAUAUCAGUACAAAAAAAAAAACGGUAAUUCCCAGAAAGGGACAGACUGAGUAUUUGUUGCAUAUAUGACCAAGAACGAUCACAAAAGUUAAGCGAAACACUGGAACUUGUUUUUUUCUCUAUCUGGUUUAUUUCUCUACUUUCCUAUCACAACAGGUACCUUCUUCGGUACGAAAACUUGUUGCGUCAAGUAGAUUGUCGAGUCACUCUUGCCUACUGGGACUGGAGUCUGUUUUCGAUGUCACCCUGGAAUAACACCAGUGACAGAAUCUGGUACCCAGGCCCAUCUGGUCUUGGAGGCAACGGCAGUGAUGGAAGUAGUGGUGGCUGCGUCACCGAUGGACCAUUUUACUAG
Porites evermanni is the source of this 1278-nucleotide messenger RNA. The record is from the annotation of a GenBank genome assembly. Lineage: Eukaryota; Metazoa; Cnidaria; Anthozoa; Scleractinia; Poritidae.